Molecule: messenger RNA, 417 nt
Organism: Meloidogyne enterolobii
Lineage: Eukaryota; Metazoa; Nematoda; Chromadorea; Rhabditida; Meloidogynidae
Source: the annotation of a GenBank genome assembly
AUGGUUUCAUCGUCUACUGCUUCAACACCCCAUAAACGGCUAAUUUCAAAUAUUUCUUCUUGGAAGGAAUCACAAAAACAAGAACAAAUGGGGGUUUUACAGACGCCAAAUACAGAAAAGGUUGUAGCAGAAUUGUUGGCUCGAGCAGCAGAAACUCAAUUUCAAGCUGCUGGAGUUCAACCUGUCGAUUUGGAUCGUUAUAAAGAACAACAAGAAGAACAAAGACAAAAACGGCAUUUUCUUUUGUGGUUAAAUCAAAAUGGAAAUUUGUAUCCAAGUAGGGAACAGAAGGAACGUUUAGCAGAAGAAAUGGGAACAAAUUAUGGAAAGGUGCGGGGGGUUUUAAAAGAAAUUUGAAGGGAUUUAAUUGAAUAUGUACACAUGUCUGACUUAAUUUAAAGAUUGUUGAAGUCUGAU